Messenger RNA from Momordica charantia (bitter melon), 1287 nucleotides. RefSeq names its product shugoshin. Gene Ontology annotation, biological process: maintenance of meiotic sister chromatid cohesion; meiotic sister chromatid segregation. Lineage: Eukaryota; Viridiplantae; Streptophyta; Magnoliopsida; Cucurbitales; Cucurbitaceae. The record is from RefSeq and is a predicted model, not a curated record. Gene Ontology annotation, cellular component: chromosome, centromeric region.
UCUUUUCAGUUUCGUCUUUGGUUUACACUCUUUAGUCUUUAUUCCAUCAUCUUUUUCCUUUGUUCCUUCGAUUUUGAUUCUCUGUAUUUAGGGCUUCUCUUAGUUCUUUAAAUUCCUUUGUUUGCUCACCAUAAACCGUAGAAAGCCCCAAAUUGUUGGGAAGAUUUCGGUCGUCCUGCAGCGAAUUCAAUUCCUUAGAGGCUACAAUUUAGGGCUUUUCUGAGUAAAAUAAUUCGGAAUGGCGAAGACACCGUCAAUUGGAAGCAGAGUGCGAAACAAGCUAGCAGAUAUUACGAAUUCGAAAUCAAUCAAACCUCACGUGGAAUAUGAAAGUGCUUCGAAAACUUUGCACCCAAAUCAAGAAGUCAUCGAUCAGCUGGUGAAGGAAAAUAUGGCUCUGAUGAAACUUAUCGUUGAGAGGAAUAAAAUUAUUGACCUGAGUGGAGCAGAGUUGCAGAAACUUCGGGCAAGUAUUCAGAAACUGCAGCUUCAGAAUUGGCAUCUGGCUCAGUCAAACAGUCGCUUUUUAGCAGAAAUCAAUUUUGGGAGAGAUAGAGUCAAAUCAUUGGAGCAUGAGAUUGAAUGCAAAGAGGCCUUAUUAAGAGCCAAGUGUUUGAAUCUGGAGGGGAAAGCAGGGAUGAUGAAUAAUGGAAAUUCUGUAUGGCAGGAAGGAGAGAAGCCAACAGGGCAAUCUUCACUUAAAACUGACAUCAAAGCUUGCAAUGGAAAUAAAAAGCACGCCGGAAGAACUAAAAGCCAAUCAAUGGGCCCUUCAACUUCAUACUCAUACUCAUACUCAUCAGUGGCGGAUAAAGAGAAAGUUGAAGGCAAAAGGCAUUGUGUUAGAAGACAAUCUGGUAGAUUUAGGAAUCAAGUGAGAGACCCUGAAGAGAACUUGUUUGAAAUAGAAGACGUGAAAUUUCCUGCUACUGGAAAAGAAGAAGAAGAAGAAGAGAGGAAGAACAAUAUUCAAUUGGAAGAAGCUCCAUUUCUGCCGCAACGAUAUUCAAUUGGAAGACCAUUACGCAGAGCAGCUGAAAAGAUUCAAUCCUACAAAGAAUGAGAACUGAGUUCCAGUAUACGGUGUAUGUAUUUUAUGAUUAUAACAUCUUAUGGUUUGCUGUUUGUAUUUUUUUGUGGGUAGAAUGCUGAUUCUGUUGCAAUUUGUUUCCUUGUAUGUAUUUGUAAUUAUAGUAUUUUGUGGAUUUGUGGUAUGUGAUGAAGUUGUUAUGUAUCAAAUGAUUCUAAUUUCUAUUAGAAUAUUAUUAAUAUGAGGAACGACCUCGA